Aspergillus calidoustus is the source of this 3539-nucleotide messenger RNA. Lineage: Eukaryota; Fungi; Ascomycota; Eurotiomycetes; Eurotiales; Aspergillaceae. The record is from the annotation of a GenBank genome assembly.
UCUGGUGAAUUUGCACGCUGCUUUUGAAGAAUUAGUAUCAAGCCUCGCUUUCACGUCACCCACCCACCGCGACGAAGUCCACAGCGAAGCUCUUCUAUACGUGACUCGAGAUACACCUCCGUGCCACAAGCUGCCAGUAGCAGCCACGCCAACUUCCGUUCUUUCCCUCACCGCGCGAACCCAGGCGAGCGCGAGAACAUUCAUCCCCUCAUUCGUUCAUCUUUGGGUCAAUCAAUGUCAAUGUUCCGCACAGCCUCCGCGCGCGUCCCCGACUUACAGCGCGCCGGCGCAAUGGCACCAACACCCAAAUAUAUUCUUGAUAUCGACUCAGGGGACGAUAGCGACUAUCGACGAGAAGAGCCCAUAGACGGGCAUGACCCAGAAGGGGAGGACCCCAUUGAGGAAGAAGAAGUCGAUGAGAUUGUCAAGGAGGACAUGAAGAGGCUUGAAGAUACUUUCCCGGGCAUAUCAAGUCAGUUUCGAUUGGUGAAUAGGAUCGGUGAAGGUACUUUCUCCACCGUGUAUAAAGCGGAAGACCUCAAGUACGAUCAGUACAGAAAUGAGUGGGAUGUGUUUCAAGACGACCAAAGCGACGGAUGGACGAACCCUCCUCCUAAACGGCGCCGAGUGGAAGGGGAAAAGGGCAACUCCGUGCCAGUCGGCCGAGGGAAAACACGAUAUGUUGCGCUGAAGAAGAUCUACGUCACGAGCAGCCCGCUGCGCAUACAGAACGAAUUGGAACUACUACAUGACCUUCGAGGAUGUCGGUCUGUGUGUCCGCUGAUUACUGCGUUCCGUCACCAAGAUCAGGUCGUCGCGGUCCUACCAUAUUUUCCCCAUACAGACUUUCGGCUUCAAUACCGCACGUUCAUGGUAGCGGAUAUGCGCCAUUAUUUCCGGUCAUUAUUUACAGCACUAAACUCGGUUCAUAAGCAUGAGAUUCUUCAUCGAGAUAUUAAACCAACCAAUUUCUUGUACAAUCCAGACCUGCGAGAGGGCGUCUUGGUCGACUUCGGUUUAGCCGAGCGAGAGGGCUCUGAAUAUACCGGCACAUGUCUGUGCACAAGCACAGGCUCCAUGCGUCGCACGCGAUACACUCAGAGCUACUACUACACCAACUGCUCCACAUCCGGCCCGUCAGUCGGCUAUCCGAAAAGCGACUCACGGCCAUCACGCCGCGCCAAUCGAGCCGGAACGCGAGGUUUCCGAGCCCCCGAAGUCCUUUUCAAAUGUACAUCCCAAACAACCAAAAUCGACAUGUGGUCGGUGGGCGUGAUCCUCCUCACAUUGCUCGGCCGCCGAUUUCCAUUCUUCAACUCGGCCGACGAUGUCGAUGCUCUAAUAGAAAUGGCGAGCAUCUUCGGGACGCGGCGCAUGAAAAACGCCGCGGCUAUGCAUGGACAGAUCUUCGAGACUAAUAUUCCGACGAUUGGUGAAAAAGGGUAUAGCUGGGAGAAAUUGGUGAAGUGGUCUAGUUGUGUAGAGGAGUUGACAGAGAGCGAGAAGCAAGCAACGCGUCUUUUGGCUGGAUUGAUGGAGUUAGACCCGUCUAAGCGGCUAAGCGCCAAAGAGGCUCUGCAACAUGAAUUCUUCACUAACCCUAUUGACCAUGAUGUCGAAUGGGGUGGACCGGAGGAUAGCGCCGACAGCGGGAGGGAAGACGAAGGCGAGAAAGCAGCAGAUGAGGAAGAGGAGGAUGAGGAUGAAGUGGACAUGGUAUAAAUCUUUUGUAAUGAUAACAAUGAUACCUAAUGUCAGCUUGGCUUCAAGCCCUACCCAUGUCUAUGCCCCCCCUGUUAGCGACCAACAUCCCCGCGCUUCUAGGAACGGUAAUGCGUGAUUAUAUACAAAGAAUAUACGAAAUGCCUAUGAGUUUCAGAGUAUUUGCAGUGCUGUGUAAUAUAACGUAAGACCUCUCCUAGGCUGCCUCUUGGAAAUCAGUGUGCCCGGUCUGCUCCGCAUGCUGGGUUGCACCCUGUUCUCCGGUGAAUGUACCUCCGCACUGGCGGCAUUUGAUGCGAAAAUUUGCCGUAUCUGUAUAAUAAUGCUGUCCCUGUAGCAGUUUGCAAAGCGCUAGCGAUCUUUCCUCCACCAACGGGUCCGCCGCAUCGAAGACCUUUGUAUCAAAGUCUGGAGGUGCAGUAACAGCUGGUGUCAAUGCAAUGGUAUCGUAGUGAAUGCCCGAGUAGACCAAAAUACAUCGCUGACUUUGACCCUCAUUAAAUCGGACCGGAGCGAGCGAUUGGACGUCAAUCGUCCAUAUCUCGACGCCGAAAUGUUUGCUUAAAAUGCUCAGCUCGAUCGCUCCGCCCCAUGAAUUCUCAUUCUUAAUCCAGCGGCAAUAGUCGUCAGGAUCUUUCUCCAGGACCACCUUGGGGUACUCAUUCGGAUUGUUCUGGAUUUCCUCGGCAACAAUCGAUCGGAGCUCGGUCAUCGCAUCCUCGCCUCCUAGAAGCGCGGUGCUAACUGCACGGAACAAACACGAGUUGUCAUCGGGCAUGACCCUUAAGACGAACGUACCGUUGUGCUCCGGCGACGGAACUUCCGGAGGAUCGCCGGCACUUUUCCUGUUGCUGCGCGAUAGAGAGAGUUUCGGAGAAGGGGGUCGACCGGUGGAAGGAACAGGCGCUUCAUUUUUGGUUACCAGCGGUGUUGAUGGUGCUGGUGUUGGUGCUUCCUUGGCGGUGAUUAUAAGACUUUCCCCAUGGAGUUUGAUCCCUAACUCAGCCAAUUUCUGGUUUUCGUCGAAUGUCUCCAGAGAUAGCGGCUUCACUGGGUAGCCAUAUUUCACGUCAUAUGCGUAUGCGGGGAGUCCCGUUUUCUCGGUGAUCUGAGCUCGGAGGUCCUUCACGGUUGCGCUUUCGCCUAACGUGGCGGUUGAGAGGCCAGCAGGCCCGCGUAUUCGUACCUUGAUAUCAGACAUGAUAUAGCGAUCGAGGUAUAUGGGUGAAGGAAAGCGAGCGGGGAAGCCAGAGAAAGCCGUUGAGACCGGUGACGCAGCGUCAACUGUGGGGCGGCAGGUGUGAGGUCCCAGAUUCCAGAGCAACGACUACGGUUGGGGCCAGCCUGUACUUGCUGCACAUAUUCUUCGGCGAUAGAAUAUGCGCUCUCCUGGAGCGAAAUAAAUCUGGCCAAGAGACCUGCAGAAGCCUGAAGGAAGGGGUGUUCUCUGAAAUGUGGGGAGGGAUAGGAGGGGUCCAACCAACGGACGGACCUUCAAGAGACGACAGUCUCUGAGGCAGCCAAUUCUCGAAGACGGCGGGGACAACAGAUGGCUCAAGUGCCUGCCUCAAGGCUUGCUUGCUUCUUGAUAAGUUCGACAACUCACCAAGCAUCUCAGCGAGCCUCUCACUAUUCAUUUCGCCGAGCUCCUCAUUAUUCCUCUAUCAAUUGCCUUGUUGCGCGGUUUGAAUGAGGUACUGGCUACGUGAAAUUAACCCAUAACACAGACCAGUUCCAAAUGGGCGUCAUUCUCAUGUAAAUACUCUCUACGAAGAGAAAUCCACUCCCAAGAGGCUAUACUUCGGCCUACGGCAGCA